AUGACGGGCGCUAUUGUCAUUCAGGGCGGCUACGAUGUCGCCGGAGAUAUCCACGUCUCAGGCUCAAAGAACGCCGGACUAGCGCUGAUGGCAGCAACAGUGCUCGCGUGCGGAAAUAGUACCUUGCAGGGAGUUCCACCGGUAUCAGACAUCCACAACAUGGCUCGAAAUCUCCAGUAUCUUGGUGCGAGCAUCAAACGCCUUGAUGGAAGCCUCCGUAUUGAUACGACAAAAUUAAUAUCUCUCUAUGUACCCGAUCACCUGGCGGGCUGUUUACGGGCGUCCAUUUUGUUGCUGGGUCCUCUUGUUGCACAAUAUGGAUAUGCCAAGUUGAGCCUUCCGGGGGGUUGCACGAUUGGCGACCGCCCAAUUGAGGAACACGUUAGAGGACUCGAGGCUUUAGGGGCUCGUGUCAAAGUGACCGACGACUAUAUCGAAGCACAUGCCACUCGGCUCCAGGGCGCUUCUUUAAAUUUGCAGACUCCGUCUGUAACCGGGACAAUGAACUUGAUAAUGGCAGCUUGUUUGGCACAUGGGACCACGCAUAUACACAAUGCAGCCCGUGAGCCGGACGUGGUCGACUUGAUCAUGUGUCUCAUCAAGAUGGGUGCUCAGAUCGAAGGGGCUGGAAGCGAUCAUCUCAUCAUUUCUGGUCAUGGCCGGCCGCUAUCUCCAUACCAGUACAAAGUUAUGGAAGACCGGAUUGAGGCAGGCACCUUCUUGAUCCUUGGAGCAAUAGCGGGGAAUCCGCUCACCAUUCACGGCUGUCAAGUUGAGUAUCAUAUAGCACUCAUCAUUAAGCUUCGGGCUGUUGGAGCUAUCAUCGAUGUCUCCGGAAAUUCAGUGACUAUAUGCAAGGCCAAGCAACCAUCAUCCACCGACAUCCAAACUGGGCCAUAUCCCGGCUUCCCAACAGACCUGCAGCCGCAGUUCAUGGUAUUACUCUCCCUGGCACAAGGUAUUAGUGAAAUUACAGAGACGGUUUAUGAGAGCCGGUUCAGUCAGGCUGUAGGCCUCCGAGCUAUGGGUGCAGAUAUUGAAAUCUGCGGGCAGAUUGCCACAAUUUCUGGCAUAUCGAGUCUUUCUGGUACAGAUGUCUCUGGAUCUGACUUGAGGGCUACUGCUAGCCUCGUUAUUGCCGCUAUUGCUGCGAGAGGGGCUUCCGUUAUCCGAGGUGUGAAAUACAUCGAUCGUGGGUAUCAUGAUAUGGAAAGGAAGUUGCAAAAUAUAGGCGUAAAGAUCACACGGGUCCAUGGACUUGAUUCAACAAAGAAUAUUGACAUAUGA
Penicillium waksmanii is the source of this 1287-nucleotide messenger RNA. RefSeq names its product UDP-N-acetylglucosamine 1-carboxyvinyltransferase family protein (gene udpA). Gene Ontology annotation, molecular function: UDP-N-acetylglucosamine 1-carboxyvinyltransferase activity. The record is from RefSeq and is a predicted model, not a curated record. Gene Ontology annotation, biological process: UDP-N-acetylgalactosamine biosynthetic process. The coding region runs from base 1 to 1287 and encodes 428 amino acids. The transcript has a single exon. Lineage: Eukaryota; Fungi; Ascomycota; Eurotiomycetes; Eurotiales; Aspergillaceae.